CCCAGGCUAUCUGUGCCCUCCCUUUGGGCUUUUAAAAACCACAGCCUUCAGGCAGGAGGACGUUUUGCCCAGUGGAGGACACGGAGAACUCAGGAAACCUAAAUAUGGACAACGUGAGCACUGUGACUAAUUACGAUUACGAGACCUUCACCUGGGACCCCAAUGCACCAGUGGAUAGCUCUCUCAACACCCACCGGGUGAGCCCUCCAGACGUGGCUGCCCUGGUGGUCUUUGCGGCCGUCUUCCUGGUGGGAGUGCCAGGCAACUUGCUGGUGAUCUGGGUGACGGGGUUCGAGGCCAGGCGUACCAUCAACGCCGUCUGGUUUCUCAACCUGGCGGUGGCCGACCUCCUCUGCUGCCUGACGCUGCCCAUCCUGUUCGUGACCAUCAUCCAGAGAAACUACUGGCUCUUCGGGGACGCCGCCUGCCACAUCAUCCCCUCGCUCCUUCUGCUCAACAUGUAUGCCAGCAUCUUGCUUCUGGCCGUCAUCAGCGCCGACCGCUUUCUGCUGGUGUUUAAUCCCGUCUGGUGCCAGAACUUCAGAGAGGCCCGCUUGGCCUGGGUGGCCUGUGCCGCCGCCUGGAGCCUGGCCCUGCUGCUGAGCAUCCCCUCCUUCCUGUAUCGCAAGGUGACCAUAGAUCCCUUUCCAUACAAGGAAAUGUGCAGCGUGGACUACGGGAAAGGCGGGCGCCACACGGAGAGGGCCGUGGCUACCGUCCGGCUGGUCAUGGGCUUCCUGGGUCCGCUGGUCACUCUGUCCACCUGUUACGCCUUCCUUCUGAACCGGGCGUGGAGCCGCAGUGCCACGCGCUCCGCCAAGACGCUCAAGGUGGUGGUGGCGGUAGUGAUGAGCUUCUUUGUCUUCUGGCUGCCCUACCAAACAACGGGGAUGUUCCUGACCUUUUCCCAUUGGAAGAGCAAGACCUUCCAGUAUGCGAAAUAUGUGGAUGCCUUGACCAUCGCCAUUGCUUACAUCAACUGCUGUAUCAACCCCAUCAUCUACAUCGUGGCCGCCCAGGGCUUUCAUGCUCGCUUCCUCAAGUCUCUGCCCGCCCGGAUCCGCAACGUGCUGAGCGAGGAGUCUAUGGUCAGGGAGUCCAAGUCCUUCACGCUCUCCACGGCGGACUCCCCACCCCAGAAGAGCCAGGUCCUGUGAGGGGAGGCUCCCGGGCCGCCAUCUGCUGUGGCCGCCCCUCCGCCUUCCGUUCCGUCCAUUCUCUUCUGCUUACUUUAACUCUGCCCUGGAUGCACUGGUGUUGUUUUAGGGGACUCUCCUGUGUUCUUCCUCAUUCCAAGAUCAAUGAACACUUCCUUCUGGAGGCCAUACAACCUUUCUCUUCAUAGAAAGACUUUGAAAAACUAACAGACACCCAUGUAUCAAGAUUACCCUCAGACAGCAACCUGUUUACACUGAUGGAGAGAGUGUAAAGAAAAUACAUCAAAGUCAUAGAAUACAGAGGAAUGGAAACAUUCUAACUUUUCAAAAAUAGUUGUGCAUUGGGCUCUGGCCCGGUAGCUGACAACUCAGCUAUCUCCUGAUGCACCGAAGUUUUGGGUUCGAUUUCCGGUCAGGGCACAUAUAAGAGACAACCAACGAAUGCAUCAGUCGAACAACAGAUCGAUGUUUCUCUCUCUCUCCCUUUCUCUCUCUUUCAAAAAAAAAAAAAAAAUCAACGAAUAAAAAAACAUUUUAAAUGAUUAUGUAUUUAUUUUAUGGAGAGGUGGAAAAUGUUAACUGGCACCUCCAAAGUGUUUCUUGUUUAGGACAAAGGAAAAGUACAUGUACCUACUAAGCUUUUGUAAGUAAGUUGAUUUCAAGAAAAUAAGUUAAAAUAUUACUUAAACGGGGUUUCAAAAAAGGCUUAAGUAGAAACACGUGUGUGGUUGUGGAGACAGUCAAGCGGGAGGAAGGCGUUUUAAAAGCUGAGGGAGGAGGGACUGUUCCAAUACCUCCAGGCCAUGGGAUCGCAUAAGAAUUCAAGUUUUUAUUUUGUAAACUACUGUUUGCUCUCACAUAAAAAAAAAUUAACACUUUACAUUGACAGCAUCGUAGACUCUCUUGACCUACUUCCCUCAGUUAAAGCAUCUUGCAAAACAAUGUUAUGAAAUCACAAUCAGGAUGUUGACUUCGAAACAAUCCAGGCACAGGACACUUUCGUCACCAGGGUCCUGUGUGGUCCCUUUUUCUAGCCACGUCCACUUCCCUCCACCCUCCCUCAGCCUUGUCCUGAACCCCUGGCAACCACAGAUCUGCCUCCAUCUCUGUAAUUGUGCCUUUUGGGGAAUGUCCUAUCAAUGGAAUCAUAUGGCAUGUAACCUUCUGACUAUGUAAAAAGCGAGUGUACAUCACUUAUAAUGAAAAUAAAAUAAACGUUAAAAUGUUGUGUAUAAUUGUAAAACAUUUCUGUGUAGCAU
This is a messenger RNA of Pteronotus mesoamericanus, 2416 nucleotides long. It is a transcript of the gene C5AR1, whose product is annotated as complement C5a receptor 1. The record is from RefSeq and is a predicted model, not a curated record. Gene Ontology annotation, molecular function: complement component C5a receptor activity; G protein-coupled receptor activity. Gene Ontology annotation, cellular component: plasma membrane. NCBI's taxonomy places the organism in Eukaryota, Metazoa, Chordata, Mammalia, Chiroptera, Mormoopidae. Gene Ontology annotation, biological process: phospholipase C-activating G protein-coupled receptor signaling pathway; inflammatory response; chemotaxis. The transcript has 2 exons. Bases 105 to 1157 code for a protein of 350 amino acids.